UCCAGCGUUUCCAUGGAGACCAUUGAUGUUUAGGAAGUUGUUGUCUUUUGGUUAUGAUCUGCGCCUCCCUCAUCCCCCUCCCUGUGGCGGUGGGAAGCAGAUGGCAACUGGCUCUGAGCAGGCCUGGGCAGGGCCACAGCUGUCUGGCCGUGUUCACCUUACUGACUCGCGUGCGUGCACAGAGAACUGUUGUUGCGAGCCCCCCCGCUGCCCUGGUGGGGAGGAGCCUUGCAUACAACCCCCCUCCUCCAACUUUCUGCUUGCUCCUGGGAGCCGUUUGCACAUGGCCUUGGCACCUCACAGCUGCAGCCUGGCAGGCGAGAGUGAGAGCAGGAGCUUCCUGUUGCAGACAUCUUGCAGCAUCUUCGCUCGCUUAACCAGCUCCAGGGCAGGGAUGAUGGCUCGCAGCCAGACGUGACCGUCUUGAUCUGCCAUUGCAGCUUGUCUCCAGCAGUACUCAGGCUUUUCCCAGCUCUGCCUCCCUGUGAUCUUCCAACCCCAGCUCUGCUUCCUGGGAAAUCCUACAGGCAGCAUCGGGAUGCUCAGGCUGCAGAGCUGGACACACUGGUGAGUCACCGGGAGUGACUGGUCUGGUACCCUAAGGCAGGAAACAAGAGGAGAAGCUACAAAACCACCACUCACUGCAGCCAGCUUGGGCAUUUGAGAGAGCAGCAUGGGCCGUGCAGUGGCAGAGUGCUGAAGGGCGAGACCUUGUCGCACCCAUGGGCACUGGGGUAGAACCACAAGAAGCUUGCAUCUCUUCUCUGCAACCCCAGUGUCAAGCCCCCAGGCUGAUUGGGAAGGGACCAGCCUCUCCUCGUGCUGGGCCGGGAGCUGAGUUGCCCUCCAAAAUGUGUCUGUCCUCCUGCCACAGAGAUGAAGCAGGGAUGACCUCUGCUGAUGGAGGCUGGGCGCGUCGCCCCUGGAAGCCAGACCCUGGGCCACCCGUUUAUGCUCUGCCACUGCUGCUCACCGUGUUUGUCUGGCUGGCCACUGGCACCACCAUGUCUAGCCUCAACAAGUGGAUCUUCACCAUCCACAACUUCCGGUAUCCCGUGCUGCUGUCGUCCCUGCACAUGCUCACGGCUGUGCUGGUGGGCUACCCACUGGCCAGGCUGCGGGCACGGGAUGGGGGCAUGGCUCUGGGCGCCAGAACUAAGGCCAGAGUCUAUCUGCUGAGCUUGACCUUCUGUGCCAGUGUAGCCUUCGGAAACCUGGGCCUCAACUAUGUGCAAUUGGACUUUGCCCAGAUGGUGUACACCACCACACCCCUCUUCACUCUGAUCCUGUCCAAGGUGCUGCUGGGUCAGCGCCACCAUCUGCUGCAAUACGCUGCCAUGGGGCCCAUCUGCUUGGGCGCCUCCUUCAGCAUCAUCGGGGAGGUGUACUUCGACCAGGCCGGCUGCUGCUUCCUCUUCGCUGCCACCUUCCUCCGCGGAUUAAAGUCCUUACAGCAAAGUACCCUGCUGCAGGACAAGAAGCUGGACUCGGUCACCUUGCUCUGCCUGACAUCCCUGCCCAGUUUCUGCAUCCUCUUCACAGCGGCUGUGGUGCUGGAGGUGGGGGCGACCUGGGAGGGCAUGCUGCACUACGGCAGCACUCUCUGGGCCUGUGUCCUGCUCAGCUGCCUGGGCUCCGUCCUCUACAACCUGGCCAGCUUCUGUGUCAUCUCGCUGACCUCCGCCCUCACCAUCCACAUCCUGGGCAACUUCAAUGUGGUGGGAAACCUGGUGCUGUCGCACCUCCUCUUCGGCAGCCACCUGAGCGGGCUCAGCUACGCAGGCAUCAGUCUCACCCUCUCGGGGAUGUUCCUGUACCACAACUGCGACCUCAUUGCCAGCUACUGGGGCUCCAGGCUGGCUCUGGGCCAGGGCCAGGCAAAGCCAGAAUGAGUCCUGUGCUGGGGCACAGUGCAACCUUUGGACUGUAUAGACUGCAGUGCUCUGUGUGAGCGUGU
Messenger RNA from Gopherus flavomarginatus (Mexican gopher tortoise), 1957 nucleotides. RefSeq names its product solute carrier family 35 member E4 (gene SLC35E4). Bases 723 to 1892 code for a protein of 389 amino acids. Gene Ontology annotation, molecular function: antiporter activity. Gene Ontology annotation, cellular component: Golgi apparatus. The transcript has 2 exons. The record is from RefSeq and is a predicted model, not a curated record. NCBI's taxonomy places the organism in Eukaryota, Metazoa, Chordata, Testudines, Testudinidae.